AUGGCUCCCCUCCACUUAGGUGCACUUGUCUACGACUAUCAAGCUAUAGAUGUCUUGGGCCCAACCGAUCUUCUUCAUUCUAGCUCCAAGCCCUACCUCAAGACCUUAUCUGGCUAUCUCAAGAUCGAGCAAGAUACAAUCUCUCGCGCCCCAGAAUUCGUCUUUCAUCACAUUGGCAUCACCCGUGAAGCCUUUGUUCUUCAAACAAGCAACAUUACGAUUGUCCCGACUACAACUGUGGAUGAAUGCCCGGUACUCGACGUCCUACUACUCGGAGGCCCUGACCCCUUCAACUUCGAGCUUCAUCCCAAGUACGCCGAGUUCAUCAAAAAGCACGUCGCAGCUGGAAAGCUUGUCUUCACUACCUGCACUGGAGCCAGCGUUGCGGCAGCAGCGGGUGUCCUUGACGGCAAGAAUGCGACAGUCAACCACGGUGCUAUCCAGCCUCUCAGACUGAAAUUUCCGAACGUCAAAUGGACUGAUGAGAAGAAAUGGAUCAUCGAUGGAAACAUUUGGACUGCGGGCGGUGCCGUCGCUGGAAUGGACAUGUUUGCGCAUUGGAUCAAGGAGAACUUUGGAAUGGAUAUCAUGGUUUUGGCUGCGUCAAUGUUGGACUAUGAGCCGAGGGACGUUGAUGGUAUUUUGAACGUCAUUCCGAAGAGGUAUGAUGAGAAUGGCAAGCAGUUGCAAACUCACGUUUUCAAAUAG
This is a messenger RNA of Fusarium fujikuroi IMI 58289, 708 nucleotides long. RefSeq lists its product as uncharacterized. The transcript has a single exon. NCBI's taxonomy places the organism in Eukaryota, Fungi, Ascomycota, Sordariomycetes, Hypocreales, Nectriaceae. The record is from RefSeq and is a predicted model, not a curated record. Bases 1 to 708 code for a protein of 235 amino acids.